UUAGUUUGACUAAGUUUGACUUUGACGUUUGGAAGACUUGACUCGAACGAAAUAAGAGAUUUUAAUGUGAUACGACUUUAUUUUGUAUAAUUUUGAUGAAGUAAAUUACAUGACACGUGGAUUAAAUUUAAGUUUUACUUUUACAUUUUGGCCUAAAAAGUAAGCUAUGGCGUCUCAGGCUUUAGCCUCGUUAACGGCUACGUAUACCGAUUCUGAGGGAGAAGAAGAUAUGGAAGAUCAAACCCCGGAAAAAGAAGAACUGAAAGAAACUCAUUCAGAACCCGCAAGUCCAAAAAAAAUGGAAGAAAUUAAUAAGCCGGCCUCUGCCCCUGUAACUCCUAAACGAAGGUUAGUUUCUUACGUUGAUGAUACUGUUGUAUCCGACGAAGAACCAAUAUCACCUGGUCCGGAGAACCAAGAUGAUAUGCGGCGUCUGUCAAUGGAAACCGAUACAGACGAGGCGGUGCCGCGGUCUGAGCCUGAUGAAUGUGAAGACGGUGUGACCAUUCCACCCGAACCGCCCGGGAAAUGCCCCAAAGAGCUCCAAGACACGAUAGCAAAGUAUUAUAGUCGAAUGUUAAGUGAAGGAUAUGAUAUGAACAAAAUUAUACAAGAUAAGAAAAACUUCAGGAACCCAAGUAUUUAUGAAAAAUUAAUACAGUUUUGUGAUAUCAAUGAACUGGAUACAAACUAUCCUCCUGAAAUUUAUGAUCCUCUGAAGUGGGGAAAAGAAUCGUAUUAUGAUGAAUUAUCUCGAGUACAAAAAUUAGAGAUGGAUAGAAGGGAGAAGGAGAAAAAAGAAAAACUAGCUAAAAUUGAUUUUAUUUCUGGUGUAGCUAAAAAAUCUGAAAGCGAUGAUGAAAAAAAAAGGAAAUCCAAGUGGGAUCAAGCAGCUCCUAAUGUCUCUAACAAGCCAACUAUCAAGCAACCUGGUUUGGUACAACAACCACUUACCAGCAAUGUUACUGGAACUAAAGGGACUAUAAUUUCAGCAUUUGGGUCUUUACCUAAAAAGCCAAAAAUUUGACUGGAGACAAUUACUCAUAAAUGAGUUAUUUGACUAUGCAAUCUUCAGAUAAUAUGCAUUACCACUUGCAAAUACAAAAUAAUGUGUAGCAUUAGGUAUUAUCCAGUGGCAUGUAGCAAUGGGACAAUUUUAACUAUAAGAGACAUUAUUACAUUAAUACAAAUUCAACAUAUUAUUUGUUAUUUUUCUUGCAGCUUUAUUUCCUUUAAAAUGUUAUUUCAAAUAUAAAAUAGCAUUAUAUUAUAGGAUUAUCAAUAUUAACUGUGCGGAGAACUUGUGUGAAACUAAUCCUCUUCUAAUGCCAGUCACCCCUGUCCAGUAUGGUUCUGGCUAAUCUCUGCAACACCUGGAUCAUUUUGACAGGACUUAUAUUGGAAGGUAGCUGAUGUACUAUAACUAAGGCUUUCUCAUGUGGAAGAAGUCGCACAUUGAGGUAUUCUAAUAUUAUAGUAUAUACUUCUAAUAGAGUUGAAGAGUAUGUUUGUUUCAAUGCGCUAAUAUUCAGAACUACUAAUCUGAAUUGAAUAAUUAUUUCUGUACUAAAUAGUUCAUUUAUCGAGGAAGGUUAUAAAAUAUAUCUCUACAAUCAACAGGAGUCAAGCAGAGCGGGUGAAGCCGCCUGGCUAGUUACCAAUAAACAAAAAAAAGUCUGUUCAACACAAUAUUUAGUGAUGUUUUCCUUCACUAAAUAAUGUGUAGUCUAUGACCAUGCGUCUAAUGAAUGGGGGCUACCAUAUUAUUGCUCACUAGAGGGGGCAGUGGGAACUUCUCUUCGUUCAAUUAGUGUCGCGCCAUUGGAUGUUCAAUAUUGGCAGCUGCUGUGAGAUUGACAAAAACCUCUUAUCUUAUGUGGAGCAAAAACGGUAGCCCCCAUUCAAAUGUUGAUAUUAAACUGUCAAACACCGAGCGGUCACCGGUGACCGCAACCUAUUGUUCUUUAAUUGUGUCUUCAAUGACGGUACUAAUUAAAUGUAUUGUGCUACUGGCGCGUCACGACACGCUGCGCCACGGAAAUAUAUAUCUGCCUUUAUAAUUUUAUUUUUAUUGGUAGACAUUGAAUAAUAUGUGUAAGUUUUAAGUCUGAGUAAGGUUUUUUAAAUUAACUAAAUAUGCAGGUUAGUCAAGUGAAAUACAGAUUAAAGUUCUACUAGUUUCGAGGCACAUAGGGACACUUCCUCAUGAACAGCGCGCGCGGUCUCGCAGCCUAGGUCUAGGUACUGUGAGAGCUUUUCUCAGUAUAUUUACGUGAGUAACCCGCAAUUUUUAAGUAACUUAGUGUGUCUCAUGAUAGUUAUUAUAGAAAAAAUUAAAACUAUUUUUAACAAAAAACAUGUAUUUGGAUAGGUAUUCAUACCUAUUUGAUAUAACAGACUUUGAAUACAACGUUUAUUUUGGAACAUUAGACCAGCAAAAAAAAAAAAAUGUUUAAUAAACUGAAAUCUUGUCUCAGUGGGUUCUCAGGGGCGUGAAAUAAAGUUCGACACAUGAUUGAACUGUAAAUUGUAUAAUUGGAAUAAACUAAAUACAAAAUGAUAAAACUCAAAUAUUUCGCGGUACAAAUACGGAGCGCAGUUGCACGCGGGCGCGUGUUAUCGCAAGACGCGCAUAUUGUGGCAAUUUUGAACCGGUUUGACCACUUGCGCUCGACCGCGCAUAUGUUUAAUUGUUUAGAAAUGCUUAUCAGUGAUGGAUAGUUGCGAACUUGAAUUCGAACCAUCAAUUGAGAUAGCUAUUGAGAAUAAUGAAAUAGGAGCGUGUAGGGAGACUAUUAGUAAUUGUGAGAAUAUGGAGAUAUUAGAAGAAUCUAUACAAAAUAUUGAAGAAACUGACGGAGUGAGAUGCAGUAAAAGAACUAGACAGAUUGAUCACGAUGAAAUGUGGACAAAUAUAACGAGGCGGGGUAAACGUUUUGCCCGAACAAGCCAGGUGUCGGAUGAGAUAAGAAUACCUGAAGAUAAAAUAGAAAUUAGUAUAACUUCUGCAGACAAAAUACCAAAACAGUUUGGACUUGCCAAGUUGUUAAA
Spodoptera litura is the source of this 3051-nucleotide messenger RNA. RefSeq names its product SAP30-binding protein. Gene Ontology annotation, biological process: regulation of DNA-templated transcription. Gene Ontology annotation, cellular component: nucleus. NCBI's taxonomy places the organism in Eukaryota, Metazoa, Arthropoda, Insecta, Lepidoptera, Noctuidae. The record is from RefSeq and is a predicted model, not a curated record.